GUGCACUAUGUUGCGGUAGGCAUCUAGUAUGAUCUAGUGUAGACAGUGCACAGCGCUGUAGCCUAUGAGCGACGAGGAGGACACCGGAGAGGACGACCGCAGGAUCUUGCGAUCAGCUAGAGGCCCGAUAGCCCACGUGUCUUUAGGACCGGAGGGUGGUAGGAUUCUGUUCCGCCGGCUUAGGGAGAGGCAACAGCAGCAGAGGAGGGCUAGAGCAUCCGAGGCCAGCAGAACUUUAGUUAGCGAGGCCGGUGCUACAGCAGCCAUGGCCACUACAGCCAUGUCCACUUCUGCGCAGCAGACUUCCCAAGCCGGUAGUUCAGGUGCCGUCGGGUCGACGGUCGCGCAGACCGUGAGUCAGUCCACUGGCGUUAUGGCAAGCCAGGCUUUAGUGUUGACUCCAGAGGAUGUCGCCAUCCAGCAGGCAACCCUGCAGGAGGCACAACUACAGCGGGCAUUAGGAGAGAUAAAAGCCGAAAAGGAGAAGAUGAUCAGAAGCAGAGCCAGGAUGCAGCGUAGAGGGGCAGAUAUAGAGGAGUUAGAAAUGAUGGACCUGACACAUAUGGAUGAUGAUGUGAAGGUAGUUAGGAGGGCCCUGCUAGGCGUUAUAGAGAUGCAAGAGCAUCAAACUACCAUCCUUCAGGACGUUCAACAGAGCCUAGCCGUUUUGGCAGGCCGUGCGCAGGCUGCACCAUCACCAGCCGGGCCUGGUGCCUUGCCCGUGCCAUAUCCUUCUUUUUUUGUCCCACCGGUGACAGCGGUAUCCACAUAUGUAGCCCCGUCAACGGUUGCUAUCGUUUCCCUGGGCAUGCCGCUGUCAGGAGGGGUAACAGCAGGGAGUAGUUUGCAGGUUCUUGUACAGACAGUGUUUACUCCAAGUCCGUCUCAGGUUGCUGUCACCACGCAGCCUGCUGUCUCGCAGCCUGUGCACCCUCAGGCCACGCAGCCCCAGCAGCUAGCACAGCAACCUGUGUCACCGGGUCCACAGCCUGGAGUGAUGCAGGGACCAGGACAAACUCAGUGGGUUUUGAAGACGACCAUCGCCGCUCCCAAACCUUUUACAGGGGACAAGAGAGGCGAAGACCUCGACACAUGGUUGAGGGCAGUGUCGGUCUACGUCAGGUGUAAACUCACCUUGCUGCACGAAGAAGUGCUUGUGGCCGCAUCUUACCUAGAGGGUAGUGCGGCAAGAUGGUUGAGCGGCUUAGAACAGCUCCAGGGAUAUAGUCAUAACUUCCGCGCUUGGGCAGCCACGCAGAAACUGGAUGACUUCCUGAAGAUGGUGGAGGAGAGGUGGCACGAUCCUCAGGAGGCUCAAAGGGCCACUGAUGCGAUCCUGACACUGCACACGAGGCAGUUUAAGUCAGUAAGGGAAGCCACCGACGUUGUUGAGCUUAUGAUCGGUGUCCCAGGGGUGCGUUAUGACCCCCAGGUCCUGCUGACUUCGUACGUGAGGUGCUUUUCUCAACCUCUCAGGAACCAGUUGGCAAAAGAGGCCAACAUCAAUAUGCACAACUUCCCUUCGUUUAGCAAGGUGACCCUAGACCUUGAAGCAAAGAUAGCGCAUGGACAGGCACCCACUAUGGAUGGGAGGAAGAAGACACUGCCUCCUAACUGGAAAGCGAAAGGUCGCUUGAUGUUCGUCGACAACGAUGGUUCAACCAUCGAGGUGGACGACAACUUCCCGGAGGGAGUAGGUUCAAAGGCAAGCAGCAUAGAUGCUUAAGAGGGUGGAGUAAUCGCUGCCGUAUCUCAAAAAGGAAAG
Chara braunii is the source of this 1765-nucleotide messenger RNA. NCBI's taxonomy places the organism in Eukaryota, Viridiplantae, Streptophyta, Charophyceae, Charales, Characeae. The record is from the annotation of a GenBank genome assembly.